AUGCAGCUCGCCAAGUCGAACAAGGCCUCGGGCGCCAAGCCCCUUGCUUUCCUCGCUACCGGAAAGCAGAUUGUCGCCCGUGAGACCCCUCUCGGUCUCUACAAGGGUCUCGGUGCCGUCGUCACCGGUAUCGUCCCCAAGAUGGCUAUCCGUUUCGCCUCGUUCGAGGUCUACAAGUCGUGGCUCGCCGACGAGACUGGCAAGCUUACCGGCUCGUCCAUCUUCAUUGCCGGUCUCGGUGCCGGUGCCACUGAGGCCGUCCUCGUCGUGAACCCCAUGGAGGUCGUCAAGAUCCGUCUCCAGGCCCAGCACCACUCGCUCGCCGACCCCACCGACGUCCCCCGCUACCGCAACGCCGCCCACGCCCUCUACACGAUUGUCCGCGAGGAGGGCUUCUCGACCCUCUACCGUGGUGUCGCCCUGACUGCCCUCCGUCAGGCCACCAACCAGGGUGUCAACUUCACCGCCUACCAGUACUUCAAGAAGUGGGCCACCCAGUUCCAGCCCCAGUACAAGGACUCUGGUCUCCCUUCGUACCAGACCCUUGUCCUCGGUCUCGUCUCCGGUGCCAUGGGUCCCUUCUCGAACGCCCCUAUUGACACGAUCAAGACCCGUAUCCAGAAGGCCUCCAAGGUCCCUGGCGAGACUGCCUUUGGCCGCUUCAUGAAGGUUGCCGGUGACAUGUUCAAGAACGAGGGUGUCUCUGCGUUCUACAAGGGUAUCACGCCCCGUGUCAUGCGUGUCGCCCCCGGUCAGGCCAUCGUGUUCACCGUCUACGAGCGCGUCAAGCGCAUGCUCGACGCCCUCAAGGCCGACGAGACCAAGAAGGACGACUACGAGGCCUAA
Trichosporon asahii var. asahii CBS 2479 is the source of this 846-nucleotide messenger RNA. RefSeq lists its product as uncharacterized. Gene Ontology annotation, biological process: transmembrane transport; fumarate transport; succinate transport. NCBI's taxonomy places the organism in Eukaryota, Fungi, Basidiomycota, Tremellomycetes, Trichosporonales, Trichosporonaceae. Bases 1 to 846 code for a protein of 281 amino acids. The record is from RefSeq and is a predicted model, not a curated record. The transcript has 2 exons.